AUGGAAAUGUUCCUCAUCUGUUUGGCUCUUCUUUUCGCCGUCGCCCAGGCCAAACCUGGUUAUGUGGCACCUGUCGCCUACACACAUGCCUUACCCGCUGUCGCCACUUACGCUGCUUCACCCUAUGCCUCCUAUAGCGCAUAUGCUGCACCAGCCGUCGCCACAUACUCGCACGCUGCCGCCCCGGUUGUGUACAGUGUACCAGUUGCCCGUGUUGUGGCUGCUCCCAUUGCUCGUGUUGCUCCAGUUCACUACGCAUCUCCAGUCAUCUCGACACUGUGGAAGAAGAAGUAG
Molecule: messenger RNA, 294 nt
Organism: Ceratitis capitata (Mediterranean fruit fly)
Lineage: Eukaryota; Metazoa; Arthropoda; Insecta; Diptera; Tephritidae
Product: pupal cuticle protein G1A-like
Exons: 2
Coding region: 1-294 (97 amino acids)
Source: RefSeq, a predicted model, not a curated record